AUGCUCCCACGUACCCUCCUCCGCCGCGCUCCCCGCGUCUUCCUUACCCCCUCUCGCCCCUUCACUUCCUCCGUUAUUCGCCGAGCAGCAGACCGCGGCGAUCCGAACCCGGACUCAAACAACCCGCCCUCGCGCUCGCCCUCCGCCGACACGCCAAACACGGACCCGCAGUCCAGCGCCUCGAAGGAGGAGCACAAGUCCGGCGACAACCACCCGGCCAAGCAGCCGGAUAACCAGCAGGAGCCGGAGCGGAAAACAGGGUUUGGCGGGGAGACUGACGUUAAGGGGGGGAAGGAGGGGCUGGGGGAGAGGACGGACAAGCAGUAG
Molecule: messenger RNA, 327 nt
Organism: Coniosporium apollinis CBS 100218
Lineage: Eukaryota; Fungi; Ascomycota; Dothideomycetes
Exons: 1
Coding region: 1-327 (108 amino acids)
Source: RefSeq, a predicted model, not a curated record